This is a messenger RNA of Phytophthora sojae, 1689 nucleotides long. RefSeq lists its product as hypothetical. The record is from RefSeq and is a predicted model, not a curated record. Lineage: Eukaryota; Oomycota; Peronosporomycetes; Peronosporales; Peronosporaceae. The coding region runs from base 1 to 1689 and encodes 562 amino acids. The transcript has a single exon.
AUGAAGCGAGUGGCAGCCAAGCCAAGUGAUGCCGCCACGCCGGACGAGGCCCUGAGCGCGUCCGACUCGACGUGCUACGUGUCUCUCAGCGACCACAUCAAGCGCUCACGCACUACCAGCCAGGACGAGGGUCUCCUGCUGUCCUCCAUCCUCCCGGAGCAGUACACUGGGUCGGUGUGGAGUCUCGAGGCGCUGGCGAUCCCCAUGACGUACAUGAUCACGGGUCUGAUGUACUCGUUCCCGCAAGCCAACAUCGAGUACUUCCCAAGGACGUUGGGCGCCUCCGACGCUCAGCUCAGCACGGUGGCAGUGGUGCGAGCCCUGCCCUGGUCCUUCAAGGUGCUCUUCGGACUGCUGCCGGACGUUUUCCCGAUCUAUGGCCAGCGGUUCACGCCCUAUUUGUUCGUGGGCUGCGUCACGGCGUCCUUUUUCCACUUGUUGCUGUCGAUUCGCAGCGCCACGGACUCGCUGACGAUCGUGUCGUUCACGCUGCUACUGCUCGGUGCUACUGUUGGCGUCGUUAUGGCGGACGUGAUGGCGGACGCGUUGGUGGCGCAUCGGGUGCUGCUCCUGCAGCAGAAAUCGCCCAAGAGGUCAAUGGAGACGAAGCUACAGACGGAAGACGGGCGGAAACCCAAGCAACAGCCAGAGGGGACGCAUUUGCAGACCACGGUGUACCUCUGUCGGUUUGCGAGUGAAAUGGUGGGCUACUGGCUGGGAGCAUUGCUGAGUAACAAGUCGCAGUGGGGGUGGGGCGCCUCGAUGGGUCAGCAGUUCGCCUUCCUCGCGUUCAUUCCGAUGGUCACGGUACUCCCGUCGUUAAGGUACUUCUACGAGCCCACUGAAGAGAGCGGACCCAUGCCGCUAGAAGAGCAAGCAGCAGGGAUCUGGCUCAUGCUGCAGCGUCGGGCAACGUGGCAGCCAGUGUGUUUCCUGGUGCUAGCGAACGCCUUGUUCGUGCAGAAUGCGUCGUGGGGGAAUUUUCUGAAAGUCGCGUAUGAUUUCAGCGCCUUCGAGUACGGAUCACUGAGCGGUAUCGGAGCUACUGUCACGUUCGCUUCGAUUGUCGUGUACCGAUUGCAUAUUCUACCCCGAUACGAGGCGCCAUGGCACGAUGUGUACUUCGUUACGGGCUUCGUGGUCGCAGGCUUCUCGCUGCUGAACGUUCUGCUGGUGCUGCAAGUGAACGAGACGCUUGGGAUUCCUGCCUUUUGGUUUUCGAUGGGUGACGCUGCAGGUGAAUCGUUCGCUCGUGGGUUCCAGUAUCUCCCGGUGGCGCAAAUGUUCGUGGCAGUGUGCCCUGAUCACCAAGAAGGAGUGGCGUUUGCACUCCUCACGAGUGUGACGAACCUCGCGCAGGCGUUCGCCAACACGAUUUCGAACAUGCUGCUCCACAUUUGGCCUGUUGAACUCGAGGAUCUUCAGAGACGACCGCAUGACUUCAGUGGGGUGUGGAAACUGUCGGUGGUCACGAGUAUCAUCCCGUUGAUUCCGGUGGUGUUCUUGACGACCCGAUUGUUGCCCAAGGGACCACGUCAACUGGAAGAAAUGAGGCAUCACCUUUCCCCGGUGGGCGCUGCGGUUGUUGUGGGUCUCUAUGCGUUCGGAUUCGUGUGGGUGAUCGUAUUGAGUAUGCUAGCGAUAUUCUCUCCCUGUCAUGUGCUCGUAGGUGGGCACGGAUGCCACUAA